GACAUACAGACGCGUUACAAAACACACACAAAAAAACACUUUGAACUUCAACCCAACCUAUGAAAUCCAUAAACAGUUCUGCUGCUGAUGUCCUUUACUCAACUGACUCUUUGAUUUGAUGAUUUGAUGAUUUGAUGAGAUGAUGAGCGUCCGAUCCGAGCUGCUGGAGCGGUUUCUGGACGCGGCGUCCAGAGGAGACGAGCAGACGCUGUCUCUCAUGCUGUCUCAGUCCAGAGAGCUGCUGGACCGACGAGGAGAGCAGGGCUGGAGCGCUCUGAUGCUGACCGCAAGACACGGUCACUACGCCGCGGCCAGAGUCCUGCUGUCCAGCGGAUGCGAUACGAGCGUCACUAACCGGUCGGGUCAGACGGCUCGAGACGUGGCUCUGUUCUGGGGUCACAGACACAUCGUCCGUCUUCUGACCAGCGCUCCGGGUCACGAACUCCGUCAGCUUCUUCCCAGCAGAGACGCAGAAGAGCCGGACAUUCACUUCAACAGAGAGAUCCUGGACCGAAUGAGCGACAAACGCAGCGACGGCGAGUGGCUGGCGGCCAGAAGAGCUUCUCCAGAGACCGUGUUCCUGCUCUUCCACGCUCUGAGUCCUCUGGUGCUCUCCGGAGCCGAGGAGGACGAGGAGAUAAAGCUGUGUAAGCUCAGAUCCGCCGCGGUGCAGGAGCUGCUGACCGACAGCCGGACCCUGGAGGUGUUCCUCGGAGUGGAGAAGCAGCAGGAGGGUGAUGGGAUGCUGGCGUGGUUCGCUCUCAGCACUGAAGAAGAUCCCACUCAGCUCCUCAAAGAUAAAGAUCCCAGCAGUUUCUUCCUUCAGGGAGCCAUGCCAGGACUCCUGCGGCUGAGCGCCGAUGAUGCUGGUGUGGUGGCUCAGGCCCGAUCGGUCCUCGCGUGGCACAGCCGUUACCGCUUCUGCCCAACCUGCAGCAGCGACACCAAAGUAGAAGAGGCUGGCUACAAGAGGACCUGUUUGAGAGCAGGCUGCAGGAGUCUCCAGGGCGUCCAUAACACCUGUUACCCCCGAGUGGAUCCUGUGGUCAUCAUGCUGGUGCUGCACCCCGACGGGAAGCAGUGCAUGCUGGGACGCAAGAAGAUCUUCCCUCCGGGGAUGUUCUCGUGCCUCGCCGGCUUCGUGGAGCCAGGGGAGACGCUGGAGGCGGCGGUGAGGAGGGAGGUGCAGGAGGAGAGCGGUGUUCAGGUGGGACCCGUGCACUACCUGUCCUGUCAGGCCUGGCCUAUGCCCUCCUGCCUGAUGAUUGGCUGCCACUGCGUCGCCGUGACGACGGACAUCAAAGUGGACCAGAAUGAGAUCGAAGAGGCGCGCUGGUUUACCCGGCAACAGGUGAUGGAUGCUCUUGUGAAAGACAAGCGGGCCGUGUUCAUCAUGCCGCCCAAACAGGCCAUCGCUCACUAUCUGCUCAAACACUGGAUCGGCUGUAACGCAAACCUCUGAACCGGGGUUAAAAUGCUUCAUAUGAGAAGAUGUAUUAAUCAAAUUGAUUUAAUCAGCAUCUGCUGUGUAAAGCUUUUUGGAUUAUACAGUACAUACAUAAUGCAGUAAUAUAAUUAAAUUCAUGAUAUAACAGCGGAAUACAUUUUAUAUCCUUAUAUUGAAAUAUUAUCUUUACACUGUAUUGAAAUGAAAUUGCGGCUUGACACGUUUAUUGUGUCUAUUUAACAGAAUGCAUGACGUUAGCUAAAUACAGAAGAUGUAUUACAUUAUUGCUACAUUAGAUCACUUUGACACUCAUCUCUCACCAAUAACAGAAUAAUAUUUCCUAAUAAGCUUUUUCUCUGCUUUGAAACUGUAUGUAGUGUGAAAAAUGCUAAACAAAUAAACUUGAAUUGAAUUAAACGUUGUUUUCUCCAGUCAACACAAUCCUUAAACAAUCAAACAGUGUAAUUCAUAUUUUAUUUCUGAUGGUUUAACGUAUUUUCUGCUUCAUACAUGAUUUAUACCGUUGCAAACAGAAAACACCAUGACUGUGAUAUUACAUAAUACUGUAACUGUGAAAUACAUGGCAUAUUUGAUCAUGUUUUUGUCAACGUUUUCAUUAUUUACAGCCUGAAAUCUUUGCAAUUUAAUGGAUAAGGAUCAAGCAUAUGGAUUUUUAAUUUUAUUUUUUUUUUACAAUAUGUCACUCACAAUUUCUGCCUGAACUAGAAAAAUGCUCAUAGAGUUAAAAGAUUUACUUUUCAAGGUCAAGAAAAUCACAUUAAAAUGAGGCUGAGAAUCACAGUCCAUAGAUCCACAGUCUCAUAGAUAAUUUUACAAAGCAUAUUUUUUACACCUAAUGGUGCUCCAUACACACCUGGGUCAAAAAUAACCAGAACACAACAUGUAACAUUUUCUUAAUGGUUAUAUCUUAUUAAAAAUAACAAUUGUAUUAAAAAUAAUUGUAAAUAAUUCUGAAAAAAAAAAAAUAAUGCAUUUGGAAAGUUAUGCAUUUUUAUACACUGCAAAAAUUAUCUUACUUAGUAUUUUUGUCUUGUUUUCUAGUAUAAAUAUCUAAACAUUCUAACAUUCUUGUUUUCUAAAAAGAAAAAAAUCUCAAUUUUGUUAGUUUUUGCUUAAAACAAGCAAAUAUAUCUGCCAAUGUUUAGCCUUUGAAUUAAGAAUAUUUUUCUGACCCCAUUGG
This is a messenger RNA of Onychostoma macrolepis, 2648 nucleotides long. It is a transcript of the gene nudt12, whose product is annotated as nudix (nucleoside diphosphate linked moiety X)-type motif 12. The record is from RefSeq and is a predicted model, not a curated record. NCBI's taxonomy places the organism in Eukaryota, Metazoa, Chordata, Actinopteri, Cypriniformes, Cyprinidae. Gene Ontology annotation, biological process: NADP+ catabolic process; NAD+ catabolic process. Gene Ontology annotation, molecular function: NADH pyrophosphatase activity; protein binding. The transcript is spliced from 7 exons. Bases 140 to 1462 code for a protein of 440 amino acids. Gene Ontology annotation, cellular component: cytosol.